AUGCGGGUCAAGGUGCUGAGCCGCAACCCCGACGACUACGUGCGCGAGACCAAGCUGGACCUGCAGCGCGUUCCCAGAAACUAUGACCCUGCACUGCAUCCAUUCGAGGUCCCAAGAGAGUACACAAGGGCUCUGAAUGCAGCUAAGCUAGAACGUGUGUUUGCAAAACCGUUUCUCAGCUCACUUGAUGGCCACAGAGAUGGAGUUAAUUGCAUGGCCAAACAUCCAAAGAGUUUGUCAACAGUGCUGUCUGGAGCUUGUGAUGGAGAGGUUAAAAUCUGGAACUUGACCAAGCGACAAUGCAUUCGUACUAUCCAAGCCCACGAGGGCUUUGUUCGAGGCAUGUGCGCUCGCUUCUGCGGCAUGUCCUUCUUCACUGUUGGUGAUGACAAAACUGUGAAGCAGUGGAAAAUGGAGAGCCCAGAAUAUGGAGAGGAGGAAGAACCUAUUCAUACAAUUCUUGGAAAGACAGUGUAUACAGGAAUUGAUCACCACUGGAAGGAUGCAGUUUUUGCCACUUGUGGCCAACAAGUGGACAUUUGGGAUGAGCAAAGGACAAGUCCCAUGUGUUCUCUAACAUGGGGUUUUGAUAGCAUAAGCAGUGUAAAAUUUAAUCCCAUUGAGACAUACCUUUUGGGAAGCUGUGCUUCUGACAGAAAUAUUGUGCUGUAUGAUAUGAGAAAGUCAACUCCGUUAAAGAAGGUUAUCUUGAACAUGAGGACAAAUACACUGUGUUGGAACCCCAUGGAAGCUUAUGUUUUCACAGCAGCCAAUGAAGAUUACAACUUGUACACUUUCGAUAUGCGCUACCUUGAGUCACCUAUGAGGGUGCAUAUGGAUCAUGUGUCUGCUGUUCUGGAUGUGGAUUAUUCACCCACUGGGAAGGAAUUUGUCUCUGCCAGCUUUGAUAAGUCCAUCCGCAUUUUUCCUGUAGACAAAGGUCACAGCAGGGAGGUGUAUCAUACAAAACGAAUGCAGCAUGUCAUCACUGUGAAAUGGACUUCAGAUAACAAAUACAUCCUGUGUGGCUCAGAUGAGAUGAAUAUUCGUCUGUGGAAAGCUAAUGCUUCUGAGAAACUGGGAGUGCUUGCACCACGAGAGAAAGCAGCUAUGAAUUACAACCAGAAGCUUAAGGAGAAGUUCCAGUAUCACCCCAAGAUCAGACGCAUAGCUCAGCACCGGCACUUGCCCAAAAGUAUCUUCUGCCAGAUUAAGGAGCAGAGGAUCAUGAGAGAAGCUCGACGGAGAAAGGAACUGAAUCGUCGUAAGCACAGCAAACCAGGAUCCAUACCAGUGGUGUCAGAGAGGAGGAAACACAUUGUGGCAGUAGUGAAAUAAUUGUGCUCACCUGUACAAAAUGUCACAAUGAAAGAAAUCUUCUGUUGCCAUUUGCCUGUCUGAUGUCAGUCCAAGGCCCUGUAUUGCAGUGGAGUUUGGCCCUUGAGAGAAGCCAAACCAUUGGUAGUUGGUGGAGGAUACCUGUACUUCCAAUCCUAUUCCUUGGUGCCAUUACUACAAAAGAAGGAUGAAAGAGAUUCAGAUUUGUCAGAGGCAAGAAGCCUGCUCCAUCAGAGUUAUAAAAUCAGCUGUCUUUUUUUCUGUUUGGCCUUUGUUUUACACCUAAUAAAGUGAACAAGUGAUCUUAAGGCAAUGGACUAGAUCUUGAUUAUUCCAACUGACAAAUUUGCUGCCUCACAUUUAUUACAGGAAAGUGUAUUUUUCUUUUUCUUCAAAAGGAAUUCAGUGGGAUUCUCAGCUGCAUCUGUGAACAGUUCUGUUCUGACUUAAAUACUACGUGACUUGACAAAACUUG
Messenger RNA from Indicator indicator, 1813 nucleotides. It is a transcript of the gene DCAF13, whose product is annotated as DDB1 and CUL4 associated factor 13. Lineage: Eukaryota; Metazoa; Chordata; Aves; Piciformes; Indicatoridae. Bases 1 to 1338 code for a protein of 445 amino acids. Gene Ontology annotation, cellular component: nucleolus; small-subunit processome. Gene Ontology annotation, molecular function: protein binding. Gene Ontology annotation, biological process: maturation of SSU-rRNA from tricistronic rRNA transcript (SSU-rRNA, 5.8S rRNA, LSU-rRNA). The record is from RefSeq and is a predicted model, not a curated record. The transcript is spliced from 11 exons.